GUGCUCACAUCUGAAAUGGACAAAGUUCCCACUGACUUUGGUAAUAUUUAACAGGACAGUUUUGGGUGACAUGACUGAGCCCCAGGCACAAGGACUAAGCAGCAUUGUUGACAAACUUCCACAGUUAUGUGACACCGAUCCACAUUGAUACCACACUGAGGUCCAUUCAGUGUUGAACAAUGGUGGUUCAUCUGUUGGUGCUCCUACUUUCACUCAGGAUUCAGGCAUUAGGAGCUCAGUUGAAGCUGUCACCUGACACACUAACUGUCCUGCGAGGGGGGGAGGCCCAGUUUACCUGUAGCACCUCACACACCCAGUGGGCCGUGAUGGUGUGGCUGCUGAAUGGCACAGUGGCACUCACCAUCUCUAAGGUGCACGGAGUCCUGCGGUCCACCAACGGUAAUGUGACAGCCAAGCCCGGCUCCGACUCAAAGGGUGACAGCUGGGUGUUUGUCCUGAAGAACACGGAGAGGACCGACGAGGGACCAGUGACCUGUGAUCUUCAGGGAAUUGAAAGGACAUCAGCCAAUCUAGUUGUACAAGAAAAAGGCACCGUCAAAGUCUCCGGGGACAACAAGUUGGCUUUCAAGGGGCAGUCAGUGCUAUUUGAAUGCCAAGCAGAAGGAUGGCACCCUGAACCCCGUCUGCAGUGGCAGGUGAAUAACAAAACGGUGAGCCAGCGUGAAUACAACAUCAGCAGUGAAGAGUCGGGGAAGAGCCUCUUCACUGUGAGCAGCAACCUCAGUGUGAUGGCAGCAAAGAGCUCUCAUGUGGACUGUCUGGCCUCUGUGUCUGCUCUCCCCAAACCACUGCAGAGCGGCGUCCGUCUGACAGUGGUUGCAGAGGUGGUACAGGAGGAACACGACUGCACAGUCCCGCUGGCGGUAACAGGCGCCGUCUCUGCUGUGCUGCUCCUCCUGCUCUGCAUCUCCAUUAUCCUGUGCUACAGACAAAAGAGACGAGCAAAUCCAAGCCCACAGGGGACCACGUGGCUCGACCAAUCAGUGUUUGGGAGAGACUUGGUUGCUGAGGCGACGAGGGGGAAGGUCAACCUGGGAUAUUCUAGUGAUGGCCCCACAGACGCAGAUUACAACGAUCUUAUCAUGGAAAUUCGUAGAAAGAUGGACUUUGCCAGCUUUCGUAGGCAGGCCCCUGAUGUUGUGCACUCCAGCAGCCAGUCUCUGCACACUGAGGGCCAGGUCCAGGUGUGUGUGUCAGAGGAAAACACAGAGGAAAACGCCAAGAACGUCAGGAGAAUUACUACAGUUUGAAUUAUGUUUAUUUUGAUGCAGUAAAUGCAGUGUUAAUAAAAACAGUAUAUCAUUUAGAUGUAUGAUAUUCCCAAAUGAAAAUGUGUAUAGUAUAACUGGAUUGUUUUGUAAAGCUAGAGAGUAAUGUAAUGUGGUUGAACUGCAUGACUGGCUUUUUUUUUAAAAACUAUGUAACUAUGGUUUUGUUUUUAUAUGUAUGCUGAGAAUAUAUAUAACAGAGUUUUGAGCAAAACCUUUGGGAUUUUUUUUGUCUUGUUGGCUUUCGAUUAUUUUAUAAAUGAUACCAAUUACAGCACAUGGAUACUUGAAAAUUCCUCGUUCAAAAUAAAAGUUGAUCGCAGAGGA
Molecule: messenger RNA, 1616 nt
Organism: Solea senegalensis (Senegalese sole)
Lineage: Eukaryota; Metazoa; Chordata; Actinopteri; Pleuronectiformes; Soleidae
Gene: igsf5b
Product: immunoglobulin superfamily, member 5b
Exons: 10
Coding region: 180-1271 (363 amino acids)
Biological process (GO): cell-cell adhesion
Source: RefSeq, a predicted model, not a curated record